AGCCUUUUCCUGCACAGUGCUCUGGGCAUUAAGAUCUCAGAUCACAGAUUAGAGUGACCGGCUCCUCUUCUUCUGCCCUGCACACUGAUGCUCCGUCUCUCAGUCAGUCAAAGAGGACGGAAGCAGCAGAGCUGUGCAAAAAUAAAUGAACCAGGAGAAGAGGCGAGUAGGAGGAGAGGGGCUGGCUGCCGGAGGAGCCCACGUGUCUCUUUUUUCCUAGCUGUAGCCUUAGCCGCUCUUAAUGGAGGACUGGGGUGCAUGAGGAGCGUUACUCUGCUGCAGACCCCCACAACCUGAAGCCAUCCUGCCAAAUCUGGGACCAUGUCUGGAGCCUACGACGAGUCCGCCAGCCAGGAGGAGACCACAGACAGUUUCUGGGAGGUUGGGAACUACAAACGUACCGUGAAGCGGAUUGACGAUGGUCACCGGCUCUGCAAUGACCUGAUGAACUGUAUCCAGGAGCGUGCCAAAAUUGAGAAAGCCUACGCACAGCAGCUGACCGAGUGGUCCAAGAGAUGGAGACAGCUGGUGGACAAAGGGCCUCAGUACGGCACGGUAGAGCGAGCCUGGGUGGCGGUGAUGACGGAAGCUGAGAAGGUGAGCGAGCUUCACCAGGAUGUGAAAAACAACCUGAUCAACGAGGACUUUGAGAAGGUGAAGAACUGGCAGAAGGACUCGUACCACAAACAGAUGAUGGGAGGAUUCAAGGAAACCAAAGAGGCAGAGGAGGGCUUUAAGAAGGCCCAGAAACCCUGGGCCAAAAAGCUAAAAGAGCUCGAGGCUGCCAAGAAGUCGUACCACAUGGCUUGCAAAGAGGAGAAGCUGGCGUCCACCAGAGAGGCCAACAGUAAGGGCGAGGCCUCUGUGACAGCUGACCAGCAGAAGAAACUCCAUGAGAAAGUGGACAAGUGCAAACAGGAUUCACAGAAAGCAAAGGAGAAGUAUGAGAAGGCUCUGGAUGAGCUGAGUAAGUGCACCCCUCAGUACAUGGAAAACAUGGAGCAGGUGUUUGACCAGUGCCAGCAGUUCGAAGAGAAGAGGCUGAGCUUCCUCAGGGAGGUGCUGUUGGAUGUCAAACGCCACCUCAACCUCACAGAGAACCAAAGCUAUGCUACAGUAUACAGAGAACUUGAACGCACCAUCACAUCAGCCAGCCCGCAGGAAGAUCUGAAGUGGUUCAGCAACAACCAUGGUCCCGGCAUGCAUAUGAACUGGCCACAGUUUGAGGAAUACAACCCAGACCUUGUCCAUAGCAUCUCUAAGAAAGAAAAGUCAAAGAAAGGCAGUGAUGGUGUCAUGCUGACUAAUGUCACGUCAGCAGUAGACCAUGCUCAGGCUGGAGACCGGGGAAGUGUCAGCAGCUAUGAGAAGAACCAAGCAUACACAGCCUCCACAGAGUGGUCAGACGAGGACCAGACGGCCCCGAACUCAGGCAACGACACCAACGGAGGGACAAACCCCUUCGACGAAGAUGUGGGCAAAGGUGUGAGAGUGAGGGCGCUGUACGACUACGACGGCCAAGAGCAGGACGAGCUCAGCUUCAGAGCAGGGGACGAGUUGACGAAGCUGGAGGAGGAGGACGAACAGGGCUGGUGUAAAGGUCGUCUAGACAAUGGCCAGCUGGGUCUCUACCCGGCCAAUUAUGUGGAGCCAAUCUAAGCUGCUCCAGCCGAGGACGCUUGUCUCGUCGGAGGGCAAAACCCAGACUGAACCGUCCAGUCAUAACUGCACAUUGCCAGAGACUUCAAAGCAAAGCUUCCUCGUCCUGUCGGGCACAGUGAGCUGUCUUCAUCUCAGCACUCAUCACACAGAAGACUUUACUGAAACAAAAUGACCCCCAGAUACUGCAACUGAAGCAAAAUAUUUUAGUCUCUUUUGUGUGUAGCUGUGUUUGAUUUCAGUCGUGACGCUAACAUGCCAUACAGUAUGUUCUCUCAUCAUAAUAUUGAUAUGGUAUCAUCAGUUGUGCCUGGAUAGUGAGAAUGAGCCAUGCAUUGUGCAUUUCAUGUAUAUAUUUUAACCUUCUUUUUUUUACAGUCUGGAUGCUUGUACAGUUUUUUUCUCAUUGAAUUCAGUGUUUUCUUCCUUUGUGAAAUACUUACAUGUUUAGCCUCAUAGGAAUAUUUUGACAUUUUUUGGUGAAAUGCACUUAUUUGCUUUUUUCUUGAGAGUUAGAUGAGAGGAUUGAUACCACUCUCAUGCCUGCACGAUAAAUAUGAAGCAAGAUAGAGCCAGGACCAGGUUAGUUUAGCUCAACAUUAAGAACAGAAACAGGGGGAAACAGCUAGCUAGCUAACAAAAUCAGCUAU
Molecule: messenger RNA, 2309 nt
Organism: Lates calcarifer (barramundi perch)
Lineage: Eukaryota; Metazoa; Chordata; Actinopteri; Centropomidae
Gene: pacsin1b
Product: protein kinase C and casein kinase substrate in neurons 1b
Exons: 10
Coding region: 322-1659 (445 amino acids)
Biological process (GO): neuron projection morphogenesis; cytoskeleton organization; positive regulation of dendrite development
Cellular component (GO): endosome; cytoplasm; plasma membrane
Molecular function (GO): protein binding; phospholipid binding
Source: RefSeq, a predicted model, not a curated record